GAAUGAUCGGGUUUAAGGGAAUUCUGACAGAGGUGCCGAAAGAUGUGUGGAAUAGCGCUGUUUGUUUCCGGAAUUCGCAUAGACUUAUCGUCUCUUCUCCCUAAUUUCAUCUUUCCAACACCUCAAUUUCAUCAAAAAACUUUAGUUUCAGAGGAGGAUAUUAAAUCUGUUCUGCUUAGAAGAGGUCCAGAUAGCUUAGGGAGUAAGAGUGUGAUUAUUCAUUCCAAAACCUCAUUCUAUGGUGAAGGGGAAUGUGAAAUCGUUUCUAUAGCUGGCUAUGAAAAUUAUAAUGAAGUAACUGACAGCAGGUUGAGCAAUGGUGGCAUUGUAAAGUUGCAUGGCGAAUUACGAUUUAUUGGGGCUACAUUGCAACUCAGAGGCGUCAAUCCUAUUGUUCAGCCCUUGGUGGAUGAUUGCGGGAACAUUCUUGUAUACAAUGGUGAAAUAUUUGGAGGAAUUCAUGUGGCUUGUGAUGAAAACGAUACAGAGAGUCUCAUGCAAUCCUUGAGAGGAAGCUGUGGUAUUGUAAAUGGACAAAAUAGAUCAAUCCCUGACGUACUUUCUCGCAUCAAAGGGCCAUGGGCUAUGAUAUAUUGGCAGAAUAGCUCGAAAACCUUGUGGUUUGGAAGAGAUGCAUUUGGUAGGCGGAGCCUUCUUGUUCACUGGCCUACACAGGAGGACUCUCGGUUUCUGCUAUCUUCUGUGUCACCACCUUCUUUAACAUCGGAAAGAUCUGGCUGCAGUACCUAUGAGCAAAGUCAUAACCUGGGCUUCUGGGAAGAACUUCCUUGUGGAGUGUACAGUUUGUCUAUUGGUGCUUUUGAAACCAAUGGAGAAUUAUUUGCUAACGUUACAAAGCAUGAUUGGGCUAAUCCAAAUCUUAAAGAACUGAUUAGGUGGGAGAGGAAAUUCAUACAACCCAGCCCCGUUGAAUUGCAAAUUCCUCAGAUAAAGAUUUCUUGUUGGCAGCAGGACAUUUGUCCCAAUGGUACUGGUCAUAUUUUGUGUUCGUCUACAUUGAAUGUACAAAAAGCGGUGACGGCAUUGAGGGAAUCUGUAAUGAAACGGACUUCAACAGAUACAGUUUAUCAGGCAGUGCACAAAAACUGUGAUCCGAUAGCACUGCUCUUUUCUGGUGGAUUGGAUUCUAUGAUACUUGCAGCAUUGUUGGAUCAGUGCAUAGAUGCCAACUAUGCAAUUGAUCUGCUUAAUGUAAGUUUUGAUGGUCAGUGUGCUCCUGAUAGAAUUUCAGCCAGGGCAGGUCUUAAGGAACUCCAAAGAAUUGCCCCAUCAAGACGAUGGAGACUUGUAGAAAUUGAUGCUGAUCUACAGAAAUUAACCUCUGAAACAAAACAUGUCAUGUCACUCAUAAAUCCUGCGAAGACCUACAUGGACCUGAAUAUUGGAAUAGCACUAUGGCUGGCAGCUGGUGGUGAUGGUUGGCUGUAUCAAAACAUGAUGAACAGUAGUAAUGUUGAAAUGUGUGAACGUGUCAAGUACAAGUCUGAAGCCAGGAUUCUUCUGGUAGGCUCUGGUGCAGAUGAGCAGUGUGCUGGAUAUGGCCGGCACAGGACAAAGUUCAGAAACGGAAGUUGGCAAGGGCUGUGUGAGGAAAUGAAACUAGACAUGCAAAGGAUUUGGAAAAGGAAUCUUGGGCGAGACGAUAGAUGCAUAGCUGACAAUGGCAAGGAGGCUAGGUUUCCUUUCUUGGAUGAGGAUGUGAUAAGGGCAUUACUUGAUAUUCCUCUGUGGGAGAUUGCUGACCUGAAUCAACCAAGUGGCGUUGGUGAUAAGAUGAUCCUGAGAGAGAUUGCCCGAGUGCUUGGAUUAUCUGAAGCUGCUUCUCUGCCGAAAAGAGCAAUCCAGUUUGGUUCCAGGAUAGCACGGGAGUCGAACCGUAAGAACUUUGGAAGCAAUCGUGCAGCGAAUCAAGCAUCUGCUGGAAGUGUAGAUAUAUUAUAUAUGGGUCAUCAAACUAAUACUUAGAACACUUCUCUCUCUCUCUCUCAUCAUGGCCUUCAAAUGAGUAGAACCUGUGAUGUAUUUUAUAACUAGCAGCAAGAUGGUAACUCUUUGUAGUCUAAACAGCUGUAGUUUCAUCUCAAGAUAUUCAAGGGCUCUUUGGUGAAACAAGGCUUCCGGAGGGUAAUGCAAAGAUAACUAGAUACCCAACUGUUGGUGUCAUAUUGUAGUGUGAAUUUGGAAAUUGUAUUUAAAAACAAUUGCGAAGGUGAGAUUAAGGUAUUUAAGAAUGCUUUGUUCUAUAACACAGAAAAUGUGUAUUGAUAGAUGUAGUAUUAUUUAGAAAACUGUUGAAAUAUAUUGAAUUAGUUAUGUUCCAACUAUUCCUGAUUAGGAAU
Cuscuta europaea is the source of this 2360-nucleotide messenger RNA. The record is from the annotation of a GenBank genome assembly. NCBI's taxonomy places the organism in Eukaryota, Viridiplantae, Streptophyta, Magnoliopsida, Solanales, Convolvulaceae.